Engraulis encrasicolus (European anchovy) is the source of this 2454-nucleotide messenger RNA. RefSeq names its product protocadherin gamma-C5-like. The transcript has a single exon. Gene Ontology annotation, cellular component: plasma membrane. Gene Ontology annotation, biological process: homophilic cell-cell adhesion. The record is from RefSeq and is a predicted model, not a curated record. Gene Ontology annotation, molecular function: calcium ion binding. NCBI's taxonomy places the organism in Eukaryota, Metazoa, Chordata, Actinopteri, Clupeiformes, Engraulidae. Bases 1 to 2454 code for a protein of 817 amino acids.
AUGGUGCGUUCUUUGCAUGUUCGUGGUUGGAGUUGGCGGACGCUAUGGAUUUUACCUUUUCUAUUCUUGUGGAAUUACGUGGAUGGACAAACCCGUUACACCAUUCCAGAGGAGUUAAAGGAAGGAUCUGUUGUGGGAAAUAUUGCGAAGGAUUUGGGUCUUGACGUGGCUGACAUUAUCAAUCGCAACUUACGAAUCACGUCUGAAUCUGGUAACCAGUAUUUCACUGUGGACCUAACAAAGGGCGAGCUUGUGGUGAAUGAGAGAAUAGACAGAGAGAAGCUGUGCGAGCAAAGUGAUAGCUGUGUUCUUCCUUUGCAAGUCGUGGUCGAAAAUCCAUUACAGUUGCAUGGUAUAGAAAUAGACAUUGAAGAUAUUAAUGAUAAUGCACCCGAGUUUCACACGAAAGAAAGUGCACUAAAAAUCUACGAGUCUGUCACGCCAGGAAAAAGAUUUCUUCUCGAAAAAGCAAGUGACCCUGACGUGGGUAGCAAUAGCUUGCAUUCAUAUACUUUGAGCAAAAAUGAGUUUUUUCGGCUAAAUGUAAAAUCACUGAAAGAUGGAGUAAAAAUUCCCGAGCUCAUUGUGGAAAAGGCUUUAGACAGAGAAACCAAAUCAUCACACCGACUUGUCCUUACUGCGUUGGAUGGUGGUACACCACCAAAAACAGGCACAACAGUACUGUUGGUGACAGUACAGGACAAUAAUGACAAUGAGCCCAAAUUUGAAUCGCCAUUAUACAAGACGACUGUUAAUGAAAACGCAAAGAUUGGCCACGUUGUCAUUAGAUUAAAGGCCACGGACCUCGACGAAGGUUCAAAUGGUGAAAUAGAGUAUUCGUUCCAUACGCACACAUCUGAUUCUAUUAAGCAUGUAUUCGGAAUAAAUUCAGAUACGGGUGAAAUAUCUGUGAUAGCAGCUCUAGAUUACGAGGGAUCCAAGACAUACGCGUUCGAUGUUAUUGCAAAAGACAAAGGAACUCCAGAACUAGAGGGAAAUUCGGCUGUGCAAAUUGAUGUUCUUGAUGAGAAUGACAACGCACCAGAGAUCAUUUUAAAAUCAUUGCCUAGUCCUGUCAAAGAAAACGCACCGAAAGGCACCGUUGUGGCAUUAAUAAAUGUUAAAGACUUAGAUUCUGGGGACAAUGGUAAAGUGGAGCUGAGCGUAUCUCCCGGUUUGCCCUUUGCUUUAAAACCGUCACUGGAUAAACACUACUCCUUAGUAACUGAUGCGUUAUUGGAUCGUGAGGUAAUCCCAGAGUACAAUGUCGAAAUCAUUGCAUCCGACUUUGGAACUCCGUCCUUGAAAACAAGCAAACACGUUAAAGUAGGAGUUUUGGAUGUCAACGAUAACGCACCGGUUUUCUCCCAACCCUCAUACAGCGUUUUUCUGAAGGAGAAUAACCCCGCAGGGUCGUCUUUGUUCUCUAUAACCGCUUCAGACAAAGACCAAGAUAAAAACGCUAAAUUGACAUAUUCUAUUGCUGACUCCAAAUUUCAGGAUAUUCCAGCCUCGUCCUACUUUUAUAUCAACGCAGAAAACGGAACAAUCUAUAGCAUGAAUUCAUUUGACUACGAGAAGUUAAAAUUAUUCAAAAUCACUAUUCAGGCCACAGAUCAGGGUACUCCAUCUCUUAGCAGCAACGCCACCGUUCAUGUGUUCAUUCUCGAUCAGAACGACAACGUUCCAGUUGUCAUCUACCCCUCUGCCACUGGCUCUGUGUCCCACCAAAGGAUGCCCCGCUCUGCCAAAGCGGGCCACCUCGUUACCAAGGUAACAGCUGUGGACGCAGACUCAGGCCACAAUGCAUGGGUUUCUUACAGUUUGGCAGAAGCUACAGACUCGUCUCUGUUCGCUGUCAAUCUUUACACUGGAGAGGUGAGGACUAAACGCUCUGUUUCAGAGCAGGAUGACGCCUCUCAGAGACUGCUCAUAGAGAUCAAGGACAAUGGAGAGCCAGUGCAGUCCACCACAGUCACAGUGGACAUACUCAUAGAGGACGGACUGCACGAACCCGUCUCUGAUAUCAGACAUAAGGCCUCAGAAAAAGACAAGAAAAACAGUAAAAUAACAUUUUAUUUGAUCCUGUCAUUAGCCUCAGUGUCUGUUCUGUCUCUACUGACAUUUUUCAUACUAUUGAUUCGGUGUGCUAGAAGUAGUCGGGACAACACUAGCUGCUGUUUAAGACGAGACUCUGAUGGCUAUAAGAAUCCCAACAGAAACCUACAGAUCCAGCUCAACACUGACGGGCCUAUUAAGUAUGUGGAGGUUCUGGGGGGAGACAUGAUGUCUCAGAGUCAGUCGUUUGGCUCCUAUCUGUCUCCAAUGUCGGAGUUCAGUGACUUAACAAUGGUCAAGCCCAGCAGUACGCUUGACUUUAAGGAUACAUUACGCGGACUUGAUGCGUCAUUGCCUGACAGCGCAUGGACAUUUGAGUGCCAGCAGGUGAGAUGA